This is a messenger RNA of Ilyonectria robusta, 610 nucleotides long. RefSeq lists its product as uncharacterized. The transcript has a single exon. The record is from RefSeq and is a predicted model, not a curated record. Lineage: Eukaryota; Fungi; Ascomycota; Sordariomycetes; Hypocreales; Nectriaceae. The coding region runs from base 62 to 520 and encodes 152 amino acids.
CCUCGCGGCUCUACUGACGGAACGAAGCACUUGCUCAUGGAUUGGCGCGUCGUUUGCGGACAUGCUCGAGGUUCAUGCUCGAUGUUCAUGGGCGGCUUGGAGUGCUCUGGUUCGAGAGUUCCGUUAUUGCGGGCUGAAUGUUGACAAGGUCGCCUUUGUUGUCGACGAUUUAACCGUUGAUUCUGGCCCAGUACAUGUUGACGCCGUCUCCCUUCCCCUCCUUCACCGCCAUCUAUUGAACCGUGCCAGGUUUAUCCGCGUCGACCAUGCCCGUCAUUGUUGGUGUCUGUCGCGGUCGCGGUCGCGUCCCAUCUGUCGUUUGUGCAACCGCACAGCCCGAGAGACUUGUGUUGCCCUGUCGACCUUGGGCUCCACGGACGAUGCGGAUGGACGCGUGGGAGGCUUUGACUGCCAUUUAUUAGUAAACACACAUGAUACGAGCAGUAGUCGUACACCAUACGGCUGUCCGUGUACCCCCCGAACACCCGCGCCAUCCACCACUGACCAGAGCCAUUACUGAGCAUAUUGCCGUGAUUUCAAGAGACGACAAUGGGUCCGAGAGGAUUUGUACCAACUCCCAAUGGGUAUUUGAAGAACGCCUACAGUACAU